AAAGUUGCGUGCUGGGGGAGGAAGCUAGAUUUUUCUUGAUGCGAAGAAGCAACGUAAAGACUGAAUAACAAACAGGAAAUGCCUAACUCGGCUGCAAGGCGGGCGGUGCAGAGCACUGAUCUCCACUCGCAGCGCAGCACCGCCGGCAGGACCGCUCCCGCUACCCCUGCCCUCGGCCCGGGCUCCCGGCUCCGGGCUCGCAGGAGCCCAGGCAUGGCUGCCUCCUACUGGAUACUGACAGCUGUUUUUCACCUCGUCGGGUCUUCCAACGUUGAUGUGAAAAAUGCAAUGACCUUCAGUGGGCCUCUGGAAGACAUGUUCGGGUACACGGUCCAACAGUAUGAAAAUGAGGAAGGGAAAUGGGUACUUAUUGGUUCACCAUUAGUUGGCCAACCUGAGAAAAGAACAGGAGAUGUAUACAAGUGCCCUGUAGGAAGGGACAACCAAUCACCCUGCGUAAAACUGAACUUGCCAGCUGCUACUUCAGUUCCUAACGUCGUGGAAGUAAAAGAAAACAUGACUCUUGGAACAACCUUAGUGACUAACCCAAAAGGAGGCUUUCUGGCAUGUGGACCACUUUAUGCUUAUAAAUGUGGACGUUUGCAUUACACAACUGGAGUUUGCUCUAAUGUCAGCUCCACUUUUGAAUCCGUUGAGGCAAUUGCUCCGUCUGUGCAAGAGUGUAAAACCCAGUUGGACAUCGUCAUAGUCCUUGAUGGGUCCAACAGCAUUUAUCCAUGGGAGAGUGUCACAGCCUUCCUAAACAGCCUCCUGAAAAACAUGGAUAUAGGUCCUCAGCAAACACAGGUUGGAAUUGUUCAGUAUGGACAGACCGUAGUCCAUGAGUUUUUCCUGAAUACAUACUCAACAACAGAAGAUGUGAUGGCUGCAGCCACGAGAAUAAGCCAGCGGGGUGGCACGCAAACUAUGACAGCCCUCGGAAUAGAUACGGCAAGGAAAGAGGCUUUUACUGAGGCUCAUGGUGCGCGAAGAGGAGUACAAAAAGUAAUGGUUAUUGUGACUGACGGGGAAUCACAUGACAACUACAGAUUAAAAGAAGUGAUUGAUAAUUGUGAAGAUGAAAACAUUCAGAGAUUUGCUAUUGCGAUUCUUGGCAGCUACAGCAGAGGAAAUUUAAGUACUGAGAAAUUUGUAGAGGAAAUAAAAUCAAUUGCCAGUAAGCCUACUGAAAAGCAUUUCUUCAAUGUCUCGGAUGAAUUAGCUCUUGUAACUAUUGUUGAAGCACUUGGAGAGAGAAUAUUUGCCCUGGAAGCAACAACAGACCAGCAGGCAGCCUCAUUUGAAAUGGAAAUGUCUCAAGCUGGUUUCAGUGCUCAUUAUUCUCAGGACUGGAUCAUGCUUGGAGCAGUUGGAGCAUAUGACUGGAAUGGCACAGUGCUCAUGGUGAAGGACAGUGGUAUUUCAAUGCCAACUAAUCACACUUUUCGUGACAGGCUUUCAGAAAAAAAUGAACCCCUUGCAGCCUAUCUAGGAUAUACUGUGAAUUCAGCAUUGACACCUGGAGGCGUACUGUACAUAGCAGGACAGCCACGGUACAAUCACACUGGCCAAGUUAUCAUUUAUACAAUGGAAGGAAGAGAGGUACAAGUACUUCAGAGGUUAAAUGGAGAACAAAUUGGGUCAUACUUUGGGGGUGUUAUUACCACAAUUGACAUCAACAGGGACUCAUUUACAGACCUUCUUCUUGUUGGAGCUCCUAUGUAUAUGGGAACUGAGAAAGAGGAGCAAGGGAAAGUAUAUGUUUAUGGUCUGAACAAGACGAAGUUUGAAUAUCAGAUGAGUCUUGAACCUGUAAAGCAAACAUGCUGUUCACCAUUAAAACAAGACACCUGCAAAGUUUUUAAGAAUGAGCCUUGCGGUGCACGCUUCGGGACUGCAAUUGCUGCAGUCAAGGAUCUCAACCUUGAUGGAUAUAAUGACAUUGUAAUAGGUUCUCCCUUAGAGGAUGAUCAUCGGGGAGCUGUUUAUAUUUAUCAUGGUCAUGGCAACACAAUCAGUAAAAAGUACUCUCAGCGUAUUGCAUCAGGUGGAGAUGGGGAAAAAGUGAAAUUUUUUGGCCAGUCUGUGCAUGGAGAAAUGGAUUUAAACGAUGACGGGCUGAUUGAUGUCACCAUUGGAGGCCUUGGUGGGGCUGCCCUCUUCUGGUCUCGUGAUGUGGCUGAAGUAAAUGUUUCCAUGCAAUUUACACCCAAAAGCAUCAAUAUCCAACAACAAAAUUGUCAGAUAAAUAAAAGAAAAACAAUAUGCAUAAAUGCCACAAUUUGUUUUAAGGCCAGACUGAAGUCGAAGGAAGAUAUAUUUGAAUCUAGUCUGCAGUAUUGGAUUACUCUCGACUCUCAAAGACAAAUAUCUCGAAGCUUGUUCACAGAAAGCCAUGAGAGGAAAAUGCAGAAAAAUAUAACUAUCAAAGGGUCAGAAUGUAUUAAACAUAACUUCUACAUGUUGGAUAAGCCUGACUUUCAGGACUCUGUAAAGGUUUUGCUGGAGUUCAAUUUUUCUGAUCCAGAAAGUGGACCUGUUCUUGAUAGCAACCUGCCAAAUUCAAUAUCCGAAUAUAUUCCUUUCACAAAAGAUUGUGGAGCCAAAAAUAAAUGCAUUUCAGAUCUUGUUCUGAAUGUAAAAGCAAGCAUAGCUGGAGACAGCUCUUCUCCAUUCAUUGUAAAGUCACGCAAUGAUAAGUUUACCAUCCAGCUCUCUGUGAAGAACAAAAAAGACAGUGCCUAUAAUACCAGAGUUUUGGUUCAGUAUUCUCCAAAUAUUAUUUUUGCUGGCAUUGAGGAUAUACAGAAAGAUAGCUGUGAAUCUAAUCACAACAUCACCUGUAAAGUGGGAUAUCCAUUUCUAAAACCUGCAGAAGAGAUUUCCUUCAAAAUAUCAUUCCAAUUCAACGCAUCAUAUCUCCUGGAAAAUGCUACUGUUCACGUAUAUGCAACAAGUGACAGUGAAGAACCCCCUGAGACCUUGCGUGACAACAGAGGACACGUUACAAUUCCAGUAAAAUAUGAAGUAGGAUUAAUAUUUGUAAGUGUUUUCAAAGAGCACCAUGUUAUAAUUGCAGCAAAUGAUACUGUCCCUACUGCUAUUAACACAACAGAGCAGAUUGGGGAUGAAGUUACUCUACAUUAUAUGAUUGAAAAAGGUGAACACUUUCCAAUGCCAAACCUCACACUGCAGAUCUUAUUUCCCAAUGUAACAGCAGCCAAGAACACUCUUCUCUACCUUACUGCAUUGUCACAUUCCCAAAAUGCCAUCUGCCAAACUAGUUACCCUGUAGAUCCCUUAAAGAUCAGUGCUGGGAAAUCAUUUGUGUUGCCAAAAAUAAAAGAACCUACAAAGGACACAAUUAUGGACUGUGAUACAUACAGCUGUGCAUCUAUUAAUUGUGCCCUGGUCCCAUCUGACACAUAUCAAGUGAAUGUUUCAUUAAGAGUAUGGAAACCUACCAUCAUAAAAGCAAGUAUUCACAGCUUAACCCUUGUUGUGAAAGCAUUACUUAGGAGUGAGAACUCAUCACUGAUUUUGAGAAAUGACCAUCAAAAACUGGAGACCAUGAUUAAGAUUUCCAAAGAACUCCCACCGGGUACAGUCCCCUUAUGGGUUAUCCUCCUGAGUAUCUUCGCUGGACUCCUGAUUCUUGCGCUGCUUAUAUUUGCUUUGUGGAAGGCUGGAUUUUUCAAGAGACCGCUAAAGAAGAAAAUGGAGAAAUAAAGAAAAAAAAAAAAGCAGAAAUUUUUGCUCAGGUCUGCCUAAAAAAUGUUACUGUAAAAUUAUAAACUUAGAUAUAUAUACAGUGGUCACAAUGUUUUCUGAACUCUGGUGCAUUAAUAAAACAAGAAGCAGAAUAAGAAGCAGCAAAUCAAGCACACACGCAAGGAAUGAUGCAAAGGAAGAAUAAACAAACAGCCUUAUGAUAUUUUGUGAUACACAAGGACAUACUUUCAAGUGUUACUCAUUUUUGGAGAGUAACUGGGUUCAAAGAUUCUAAUGGUUUUAAUAUGGAAAAUGCAUAAUCAUAUUUUUGUAUACCUAUGUAUGUGAAAUAAUUUUUCAUUCCAAAUUAUUCAACAAGUCAGCUUUUUAUGUACCAAUCCCAGUCUUUUUUAUCACCUUACAAUUUUCAAAAGAAGAAAAGCAUCAUUUUCAAAAUUUCCUCCUUAUGUCAGUUCUGUGAGAGCAGACUGUCAGUUCAUCAAGUAGAACAUGCACACUUUGAGAAUGCACCACUGUAUGGUAACUAAUGUAAUGACAAUUCAGAAGACAGAAGCACCUGCAGAAUUUUGAGUGAGAAUUACUGAAGUACCUUGGAUUUCUCUUUCUGCUCAUUUUAGUGUGUCCAGCUGAACCCAGGAUACUCCAAGAAAGAGAUUUUUAUGGUCAAGUGGACCAUAAAGGAUUGAUCCUUUAAAUUACAUAACUGUCUGAACUUGAAACAGAUUUUUGGCAGGCCUAAAAAUGUAUGCACAAAACAUUCAAGCCCAUCUGAUUGCACACUGUACUCAAAUAAGCAGGGGCACUAUUGUAUCUGCAAAUUGAAAUGUUCAUAUUUAUGCAGAAAGUAUUUAGAAGUACCCUGAAAGUUUGACUCUUGCUGUAUAUCUUGGAGUAGCCAGGAGGGUACUUCAUAAACUGUCACUGUAAAUUUAUCGUGUAGCUAUUUAAUCCGAUGAGUUUAAAGUGUACAAAAUUAUAAUUAACAAAAGAGCACAGAUAGGAAACUCAGCACUGGCAAGCUGCUUCUAGUAUCAUAAGUCACACCUCAUCUUUGUUACUUAUGAGUUUAAGAAGUGAUGAAGAAUUUGCAUACUAAAUAAGCACUUAACUAAUGAUGUUUAUUUUGUGUCAAAGAUUAAAAGUUUAUACAAGAAUACACUGAAAUGUAGAUAGCAAAAUAUUUCUUUAAGCCUAUUUAGAACAUUCAGUUUUCUCCUUUCUUUCACACACUUGUCUUCUUUCCACGAGGAUGUCUCCCCAGGCUUUUGGGCUGUGCCUUGUCCUUGAGAGCUUCCUAUAUUACUUGCAGCCACACAAAA
Molecule: messenger RNA, 5051 nt
Organism: Grus americana (Whooping crane)
Lineage: Eukaryota; Metazoa; Chordata; Aves; Gruiformes; Gruidae
Gene: ITGA1
Product: integrin subunit alpha 1
Exons: 30
Coding region: 79-3729 (1216 amino acids)
Biological process (GO): cell-matrix adhesion; integrin-mediated signaling pathway; cell-cell adhesion
Cellular component (GO): external side of plasma membrane; integrin complex
Molecular function (GO): integrin binding
Source: RefSeq, a predicted model, not a curated record